AUGUGGAACCCAGCCCAGCAGGUCCUGGGGAUUCCAGGACCCCAGAAGAUCCUCAAGACGUUGGGUACCUGGUGGAUCUCGUCGGCUACAGAUGAUAAGAAGCCGACCUUCGGAGCUUCAACAUCUUGCCCCCUGUCUGAGGUCAGCUGUCAAACGAAAUAUCAUGGUCAGGACACAUGCUGUUUCAAUUAUCCCGGUGGCCAGAUGCUGCAGACGCAGUUCUGGGAUGCGGACCCCGCGGUUGGUCCCGAUGACUCCUGGACUAUCCACGGCUUGUGGCCUGAUCAUUGCAAUGGUGGCUUUGAUCAAUUCUGUGAUUCCAAGCGGAAAUAUAGCAACAUUUCGCUGAUUCUGGUCGACUCUGGCCGUGGAGAUUUGCUCGAGUAUAUGACCGAGUACUGGAAGGACUACCGCGGCGAUGAUGCUCAUUUAUGGCAACAUGAAUGGGAAAAGCACGGCACCUGUGUCAGCACCCUGGAGACACACUGCUACGAGGACUACAUUCCCCAGCAGGAAGUAGUAGACUAUUUCGACAAGUCGGUCGAGAUCUUUAAGCAGGUCCCUUCAUACGAGUUCCUUGCAGCGGCUGGUAUUGUUCCAUCCCACAGCCAAACCUACGCACUUGCAGAUGUCGAAGAUGCGCUGGAGCAAGCCCACGGUGCCCCCGUCACAGUGCAUUGUCGGCAAGGAGCCCUCAGCGAGAUCUGGUACCAUUUCAAUAUUGCAGGAAGCCUCCAAACUGGCAGAUUUGUUUCCGCGCCUCCAGGAAAGGGGAACCUGAUGGUAUCCACCAUCAACCAGAGACGAGGCUGUAUCAUCAGCUAUGGAAGAUGGUAUGCGUCUGGCACAUGCGCUACUUUCCGGGUGUAUAAGGCGUCAGAGGAUUCCUUUACUCUAAAGUCUAGCAAGGGCCUUUGCGCAUUUGAAGAUGAUGCUUUGAAAUGCGGUAGCCAGGUCAGCAAGCCAAGCGAGUUUACGGUCAAAGAUGACAAACUCGCAUACCUGGGUAACACGACUUUUUACGCGGACAAUGCGCCUAAAGGUCAUGUCCAGAGCACCGUCUUCGCUUCUGAGGCAGAGCAUCUGAUUGAAAUUGAAAUUAGCUGGAAGUCGAAGGCUGGAUUCUGA
This is a messenger RNA of Penicillium cataractarum, 1128 nucleotides long. RefSeq names its product T2 family ribonuclease. Gene Ontology annotation, biological process: RNA catabolic process. The record is from RefSeq and is a predicted model, not a curated record. NCBI's taxonomy places the organism in Eukaryota, Fungi, Ascomycota, Eurotiomycetes, Eurotiales, Aspergillaceae. Gene Ontology annotation, molecular function: RNA binding; ribonuclease T2 activity. Bases 1 to 1128 code for a protein of 375 amino acids. The transcript is spliced from 6 exons. Gene Ontology annotation, cellular component: extracellular region.